Molecule: messenger RNA, 468 nt
Organism: Parus major (Great Tit)
Lineage: Eukaryota; Metazoa; Chordata; Aves; Passeriformes; Paridae
Product: protein YIF1B-like
Exons: 3
Biological process (GO): endoplasmic reticulum to Golgi vesicle-mediated transport
Cellular component (GO): endoplasmic reticulum membrane
Source: RefSeq, a predicted model, not a curated record
CCGGCCUCUGAGCCAAUCAGAGCCUCCCGUCCGUACCACGUGACUCCCGGUGCGGGACCCGGAAGCGCCGCCGCCGCCGCCAUGGCCGCCGCCGCUGCCCCCCCGAAGCGCCGCGGGCCCGCUCGCUUGGCCGAUCCGCGGCCGCUGUUCGAGGACACGAGCGCUCCCGGGGCCUCCCCGGGCCGGGGAUUCGGGGCUCCGCCGCCGCCGCCGCCGCCUUCGGCCUCCUCAUCCUCAGCGGGCCCGGCCGCGCCGCCGUUCGCGGCUCCCGGCGCGUUCCUGGCAGAGCCCGUCAGCAGCCUGGCCGUGGCCUACGGGAGCAGCUGGGCCUCGCACGUGGAGGGCAGCCUGUGCCGCUGGCUCCCCGCAGGGACUCUCAAGUAUUACUUUGCGGUGGACACGGCGUACGUGGGCAGGAAACUGAGGCUGCUGCUCUUCCCCUUCGGACACCCGGUAACUGGGAUGGAC